Molecule: messenger RNA, 2766 nt
Organism: Arxiozyma heterogenica
Lineage: Eukaryota; Fungi; Ascomycota; Saccharomycetes; Saccharomycetales; Saccharomycetaceae
Gene: MGM1
Product: dynamin-related GTPase MGM1
Exons: 1
Coding region: 1-2766 (921 amino acids)
Biological process (GO): mitochondrial fusion
Cellular component (GO): membrane; cytoplasm; microtubule
Molecular function (GO): GTP binding; GTPase activity; microtubule binding
Source: RefSeq, a predicted model, not a curated record
AUGGCCAACCCACAUAUAAAAGUAGAUAUGGUAAUACAACUCAGAGGCUUUGUUACAAUGAGGCCUAUACUAGGUGGAUCGUCACCAAUUAAUACAUCAACUAGAAGUGUUUUAUUAAGAACAACAACAUCCAGAUAUCAUUCUUUUGUAUUCCCACUAAAAUCCUUUCAGAUGAUCCAGUAUUUCCAUCUUACAUCAAGAAACAUGAAAAAUUUAUAUAGCAGGAAUCUUCAAAUUAUCACAACUAAAAGAUUUAUUUCAAUUUUCCCCAAAAUUAUUAGUAAGAUAGUUAGAGUUCCGGUAUAUAUGGGUGGUGGUAUGGCAGCAGCAGGAUCAUAUAUUGCGUAUAAAUUUGAAGAAACUACAAAUUUUACUAUGGAUAAAUUAGCUCAAUUAAAAGACUUUUCUGAUUCAAUGAAGGAUAAGUUUCAGAAUAUUUUCUCUAAAGAUGAAUCCUAUAAUGGGGGGUCAGGAUCAAAUAGUGACAGUGGCAGUGGAGGUGAUGGAAUACCUUCUGCUACUUUACUUGCUGCCUUAACAGAUGAGGAAAGAAAUGAACUAGAAGCUGAACAACGAGAAAGGAAACUUCUUGAAGAAGCAGCUUUAGAUGGGGCUGAUUCUGAUGAUUCUGAUGAAGAUUUAGCAGAUACAACACAAGAUGACAUGUUGAAUUUAACCAAACAAAUGAUUGAAAUUAGAUCAAUAUUAAGUAAAAUCGACUCAACGUCUUCACAUCUAACAUUACCUUCGAUUGUAGUCAUCGGUUCACAAUCCUCAGGGAAAUCCUCCGUCUUGGAAGCUAUCGUUGGUAAAGAAUUUUUGCCUAAAGGCUCUAAUAUGGUUACACGUAGGCCUAUUGAAUUGACUUUGGUUAACAUCCCUAAUUCAUCGGAAAUUACUGCAGAUUUUCCAGAACAGAGAUUAUUCAAUUUAAAAGAUUUUAAGGAGGUUAAACGUAUUUUAAUGGAACUAAACAUGUCAGUCCCAUCUUCACAAGCUGUCUCAGAAGAACCAAUUCGAUUAACUAUCAAGUCAUCUAAUGUACCGGACCUUUCUUUAGUUGAUCUACCGGGAUAUAUCCAAAUAGAAGCUGCAGAUCAACCAACUGAAUUGAAAAGUAAAAUCCGUCAAUUGUGUGAGAAGUAUUUAGCAGAACCUAACAUUAUACUUGCGAUUUCUUCUGCUGAUGUCGAUUUAGCCAAUAGUUCCGCAUUGAGAGCGUCAAAGACUGUGGAUCCUAAUGGGUCAAGAACCAUUGGUGUUAUUACCAAGUUAGAUCUUGUUUCCCCCGAAAUAGCAAAAGAUAUUUUAAAUAAUAAGAAAUACCCGUUAAAAAUGGGCUAUGUUGGUGUUAUUACUAAAUCACCAAGUAGACCGCAUUACAGCUUAUUUGGUGAAAGCAUGAGCCCUGAUUCCUCAUCCUCUCUGGGUGGCAUUUUUGGUAAGAAGUCUAAUAAUAAACUGCAUGAAAAAUAUAAGGUGAAUCAGGUUGGUUUACAACAAAUGGAAUCACGUCAGUUUGAAAGGAUGUAUUUUAAAGAAAAUAAAAAAUACUUUAAUAAUUGCCAAGUAUCAACUAAAACUUUAAGAGAGAAAUUGAUUAAAAUUUUGGAGAUUUCAAUGUCUAAUGCUCUAGAGCCUACAUCAACUAUUAUUCAACAAGAGUUAGAUGAUGCAUCAUAUUUGUUUAAAGUUGAAUUCAAUGAUAGGCAAUUAACACCAAAGUCCUAUUUGUUAAAUAAUAUUGAUAUAUUAAAAUUAACAAUAAAAGAAUUUCAAGAGAAAUUCGAUAGAUAUAAAUUAAAAUCUAUACUGAAAGCAGAACUGGAUCAAAAAGUAUUGGAUUUUCUGGCAAAUAGGUAUUGGAAGGAUGAUAAUCUCUAUGAGCUUUCUUCGAAGAUAAAGAGUAACGAUGAGAUGGUAUAUUGGCAUAGAAAAUUAGAAUUAGCUUCCUCAAGUCUUACUAAAAUUGGUAUUGGUAGACUUUCUACUAAUCUGGUUACUAAUGCCAUCUUACAAGAACUAGAUAAUAUUUUAAACAAAACGCAAUUGAAGAAUCAUGAUUUGAUUAAAGACUUAGUUAAUAAUACUGCUGUAAAUGUGUUAAACUCUAAAUUUUAUUCUACUGCAGAUCAAGUUGAAAAUUGUAUUAAACCCUUCAAGUAUGAAAUUGACUUGGAGGAUCGUGAUUGGAGUAUGGCAAAAGAUCACUCUGUGAGACUGAUAAAGGAGGAAUUGAGACAAUGUAAGGAAUGUUUUAAUCUUAUUCAAAAUCAUAUUGGAAAUAAGAAAUUAAAGAGGGUUAUGUCGUAUUUGGAAGAGGAUUCAUCAAGGCCAGAAACUCUGGGUAUAUCUAAAAUGCUACUAGAACGUGGUAAAGAAGCAUUGUUCUUAGAUAAGAGAUCAAAAGUACUUCAGUUCAGAUUGAAUAUGUUAAAAAAUAAAUGUCGUUCAAGGUCUGAAAAAGAUAGAUGCCCAGAAAUAUUUCUUAAUGCUGUUAAUGAGAAAUUAACAUCAACAGCAGUAUUAUUUUUAAAUGUGGAACUGUUAAGUGAUUUUUUCUACAAUUUUCCAAUUGAGUUGGACAGACGAUUAAGUCAGUUGAGCAAUGAACAAAUUGAGUUAUUUGCUAAGGAAGAUCCAAAAAUAUCAAAACAUAUUGAGCUACAAAAGAGGAAGGAACUAUUGGAAUUGGCUCUAGAAAAGAUUGAUUCUAUAUUAGUAUUUAAAAAAAGUUAUAAGGGUGUGUCAAGGAACAUUAAAUAA